AUUUUUAAUUCAUCCAUGAAUCACAUUCAAGAAUUUAAUAUGCAUCUCCAUUUAGUGGAUCAAAUGAGGCGCACAAUCAAAAGAAAGAAACUUUAUGAGCUAGCACAUAAAUUAUGGACUUUAUUUGAUUCUUUUCUUGUUAACCAUUGAGUGAAAAUAAUUACUAUUAAUAUUAUCAAAAAGGAUAAUCAUACUAUUUGGAUUUAGUCUUUGAACCAUGAUGCACAUGUAUUUAUUAAAUAAAAAAAGGAAAAAAGAAAAGAAAAAAGCUUUGGGUAUGAUGAAGAAGAAAAUAAAAUAUUGAAGAAAAGAAUCAAAAAGGUAUGAAGAGAAGUGGGCAAGAUUUGAAAAUUCAUGGGCCAGCCUGAACACAUAAAACAAGAGUUAACGUCUAUAAUGGCAUCAAUGGCAAUUUGAGAAAUAAAAUAACAAGAAAGAGGGGAAACUUACAAAAAGGUGGAAUAGAAUAGAAUUAAAAAAAGCAAGAGGAACUCUUCUCUCUCAGACCCACCACUUCAAUUUUCAAAUCAAAGAAAAAAGAUAAAAAUCAUUUCUUUCAAAAAAAAAAAAUUAAUUCAAAUAAUUCUCUUCCACCCACAUGAAUCAAUCAUCAUCCUCAUCAAAAACCCAUUACCAGAAAUCCUUAACUGCUGCAUGGCAAGAUUCCAUAAUGCAAGACAAGAAAAAGAAGCAGGAACGGAGGAGGAGGUCAAGAAACCCGUUUCAAGAUCUCAAUAACCGUGGCUUUCUUAACACCUGCAACAACAACAAUAGCAGUGAUAGUAUUAGUAAUGCUUCUUCCGUGUCCUCCAUUGAAGCUCCUAAGGGUUGCCUCAGGUUCUUUCUUUCUCACACUUCUUCUGCAAAACCUCCUUUUAGUAGUAGCAGCAGCAGCAGUAAUAAUAAUAAUAAAAUACCCACUAGAGAAAAACUCAUUUCCACUCCUAAGUCAGCACCUAACAUGAGACCUGCAAAGGAGAACUCUUUAAAAAGAUCCAUUUUUCAUAAACCCAUUUCACAAAAGUCUGAGAACGUUAAGAGAAAUCCUCCUAAAUCUGGGAGAAAGAAUGAUUCCAGUUUGAGUAAUGUUCCAAGUUUGAAACUUUCUUCAGUUUUGAACAGUAGUGGCAGUUCUGAAAAUAAAGUGAACUCUGGUUGUAGAGAAGUGAAAGUAAAACAGUUGGUAGUUGAUAAAGUUAGUGACUCUGAUGCAUUAAAUUUUACUCCUUUGAGUAAGGUGGUAACUGGGUCUGGUUUGAAUCUUGCUGUUGAUAGUAAGGUUAUGAUUGAUGAUGAUGACGAGAAAUUAAAAAGUAUUAGUAAUACUAACACAAAUUCAACAAGCAGCAAUACUAAGACUCCUCCAGUUCAGGCCUCAGUAUCUCCAGAAAUACAGUGUGGGUCAUCCAUGGUGUCAUCAACAACAGCAAAAACAAUAACACCUGUGUGUUAUGGUGCUGGUUAUGUUGUUUCAGGGGUUAUUGACAAGAGGAAGUGUAGGCCUAGAGGGAUACUCACUGUAGGAGAAGCUAAGCCUCUUGAUUGUUUUGAUAGUGAUGAUGAGUCUGAAAAGGAGAAUACUCCAGAUCCUGUCAACAAUUCUAGAGUUCCCAUGUUGCCUUUGCCUACUGAGGCUUCAAUGCGCUGGCUUUUAUCACCCUGCAACGAAGAGGAUGAGGAUCACAAAGAAAAUUCUGAAGAAGUUACAUGUCGUUUCCAGACAUUGGAGGAGAGUGCCAUCCACAAUUUUCCUGCUUCUCCUUUGUCCGGCAAUGAUGCUUUUUCACCAGAUGUAUUCAAUAACAGCACUGACAGAAGUACUUCUACUGCUAAUGCUAGGAGGAAGACAAGGAUUUCUCCUUUGCUUUCUCCAAUUGGAGGAUUUAUGGGGCCUCCAUUGUACGAUAAUACAGCUAGAGCUGUUUUAUGUUCAGGAAAAGAGAGGAAGAACUGCUUUGAUCUUUAUCAGGAGAAAUCCCCAGUCUCCAUAGAUUCUUUGGGUAGUGGAAAUAUAAUUCAAACCCCCCAAUCUGACACUAGCAUGGACAAACGAGUUGGUAUAUCCUGGUUAAAUGCAGAUGAUGGUAGAGAGAAUGAUAACAUUGAUUGCGAGCUCAAUUCUAUGUCUGAGCAUCUUCAGAUGGCUUGUUUAUCUCCCAGGAGCCAUGUGUCAAUGUGGGAUCCAACCAGUUCAAGUUUUCAGUUCGAUUGUUUGACAACCCCUUCCAAUUCUACUGAUCUUUCCCAUUUUCAGAAAAUUUUAGAUGAUCGAGCGUCUUGGUAUUCUAAUUCCACAAUGGGAAAUAUGUCAGAGUCUCAAAUGAGAAUAUCAUGGAGGGAAGGAUUGGUUAGUCGGAUCUUUGAGAUGGAUGAAUUUGAUUCUUGCAGAUGCUUAUCAGAUGAAGAAGAUGAUGCCAAUGCUGAUGGCUGCAAAGAUGACUGCUUAAAAUUUCAGUGUUGUCCCGAUCUCGAUGUUCAUGCGGUGAAUGAGCAACUUUCAACUAAUGGGUCUGGAUGUACCAUAUUUGUAGACAGUGGACAUGGAGUUGAUGGAAAAGCCAAGGAGGAAAUUCCACCCCAGGUACCAAGUUGUGCAGAGUCUAUAAGCACUGAUGGGGGUAGUUUGGUUCGAUCGGAGGAUUCAGAUUGGACAAUAUGCUACAAAAAUCAAUUGUUUCAAUUAUAAUGAUUAACGUCUUCUUUAUUCCUUUUAGCUCAAGUAGAAUAAGGCUAGUUAACAUCAGGUAGAAAACGGUUCUUAAGGACCACCAUUGUACUGUAUUUGUUCCUAAUCUGUAUCUGAGUUGUGUUCUGAUUUUCUUAUUUUAGGAUGA
Molecule: messenger RNA, 2834 nt
Organism: Ricinus communis (castor bean)
Lineage: Eukaryota; Viridiplantae; Streptophyta; Magnoliopsida; Malpighiales; Euphorbiaceae
Exons: 1
Coding region: 599-2686 (695 amino acids)
Source: RefSeq, a predicted model, not a curated record